Messenger RNA from Malania oleifera, 1140 nucleotides. Its product is annotated as photosystem II D1 precursor processing protein PSB27-H2, chloroplastic. Bases 226 to 858 code for a protein of 210 amino acids. The record is from RefSeq and is a predicted model, not a curated record. The transcript is spliced from 4 exons. NCBI's taxonomy places the organism in Eukaryota, Viridiplantae, Streptophyta, Magnoliopsida, Santalales, Ximeniaceae. Gene Ontology annotation, cellular component: chloroplast thylakoid lumen; photosystem II. Gene Ontology annotation, biological process: photosystem II repair; photosystem II assembly.
GUCAUUGUAGGCUAUCUUCGUCCUUCCGUGUGGAUAAAUCGUCACAAUUGGUGUUGGUGGAGCUCUGUGCGGUUGGAAGCACAGAGACUGCAAUGGAACUCUUGCAUAAGCCGCAAUAAAAGGUAAUGAAGGUGACAUGCCGUAUAAAUGGGGUAACAGCCCAGAGGUUGCCAUGCUUUGUAAAAUGAGGUAGAUAUAGCUUCUGAACUUGGUGGAUAUUCCGAGAUGAGGAUGGCUGUUCUUCUUGCAGUUCAGAGAUACCCUCCUAUAUUUUCUUGUCCGCUUGGAAAAUUCUUGAAACCUAUCACUGCAGAUGAACUACAAUCCAGGUCUUAUGUUGUGCUACCCUUUCAAGAAACCCAUUCUAGUCGGCGGCAAUUAUGCAGUGGUAUUUCAUUGGUUGCUUUUCUGGCAUUUAACUGCAGCUUAACACCAUUACCACUUUUGGCUGAGGAUGAAUUAAAGGGCCAAGAGGAUAGGGAUAGUGGUAUCAUUGGGGCUAUUAAUUCAUUGUUUGAUCCCAAUGAGAAAACAAAGUCUGGAAAAGUAUUGCCAAAGGCCUACUUGAGGUCUGCAAGGGAGGUUGUGAAGACAUUGCGUGAAUCAUUAAAGGAAGACCCCAAGGAUAUUUCUAAAUUUAGACAGACAGCAGAUGCAGCAAAGGAAUCAAUCCGAGAGUAUCUGAGCAACUGGAAGGGUCAACAAACAGUGGCCAGUGAGGAGUCAUAUCUUGUGCUAGAGAAAGCAUUCAGAUCUCUGGCCAGCUUCUACUCAAAGGCAGGUCCGUUUGCUCCACUUCCAGAGGAGGUUAAGUCUGAAAUUUUAAAUGAUUUAAACACGGCUGAGGAAUCUUUGUGAUCUGAGUAUCUCAUUAUUGGUGUAUGUCAACCACAUGAAGUUAAAAGGAACGCACUACACUGCAAAUUCUGUGCACCACCAUUUGUUUUAUGUAUGCUAUUCUUUGUUAGAUCGAAAUUAUUGUUUUCCUCUGGAACGAAAUUCAGUAUAUGCAGCUAGGAAAGCUACAAUUUCCUUUUCAAGAUAUGAUUGCUGUUAGUGGUGGAAGUGUAAACAGAAAGUAAGCAGCAGCAUGUAUUAUCAAUGUGAAAAAGCAAAGCAGCAAAACAAGGGUACAUAAAA